AUGGGUCGCCCGAAGCCUAUUGCUGUAGAUCUUUUAGCCGACUUACCUGCCGAUGUUGAUGCUAUUCCAGCUCAAUCCAUGCCCUCUCCAAAGCCCAAAAGAAUCAAAAAGGCUCAGCUCAAGGCCAAAGCCGCUGAGGUUGAGGCUGAGGAUGCUCUGCCCAUCUCUCAAUUGGCCGAGAAUAGAAAGAGUACCUCUACUUCUGCCAAGAGGUCUGCUGAGGCCCAACCAUCAGGAUCCACUCAAUCAAAGAAGCUGAGGUCAUCGUCUGUGACGACCUCGGGUUCCAAGAAAUCCGAUGUCCCUUGGGCCCCCAAGUUGACUUUGGAGGAUAGGCCAAUUAUGUCAACUGAGAGUGCCGACGACAUUAAUGCCGAGGCUGCCAUUAAGGCCCAACAGAUGACCGAAGAAAAAGCGGAGUCUGCUGAAGCCAUCAAAAAAGUUACCGAGGCCAAGAAGAAAGAUGCCGAGGUAAAAAAGGCUCAAGCCGAAAAAGAGCUCGAGCAGGCCCUGGCCACUAAAAACGCCGAAAUUACUGAAGUAGAUGAAAAAGCUUACACCCAAGGAAUGGCCGAUGUUGCUGAGGACUACAAACUGCAAGCUGAAGCUAUUCCUCUACCAUUCCCUCCUCCUGCUCCAUCUUCAAGUCAAGCUGAAGAUGAGGCAGAUUCUGAGGCUGAUGAUGAAGAUAAUAAUGAAGAUGAGGCCUUGGGCGAUGAGGUUGGGGAGGCGCCUAGGGAAGCUGUUACAGGGAUACUAUCAUCCAACCUCCUUUUAGCUGAAAGAAGUCUUGACAAAACGCUUGCAGAGAUCGAUGCCGAGCUUGAAGCAGAAAAGAUUGUCGAGGAGGUUCCGCCAGAAUCUUCCGAGGUCCCAGCACCUCCAGCUGUUAAUGCUGAAGAAUCCUUAUUUGAAUGUCUUUAUUUCCUUGCCUUUUUUAUACUCUGUUUUGUUUUCUGA
This is a messenger RNA of Camellia sinensis, 960 nucleotides long. The record is from RefSeq and is a predicted model, not a curated record. Lineage: Eukaryota; Viridiplantae; Streptophyta; Magnoliopsida; Ericales; Theaceae.